AUUUUAUAUUUGUAAGGGUGUUUGUUUAUGUUGCGGUGUUUUUGCAAAAGGCUGUUUUGAUUAAAUUCAGUGCUUUUUUAUUGACAUAACUUGCAAGAUAAUAUCAAAAUGAAAGUUGAUGUGCCAGCUCCAAAUGAUAAAUCAAAGAUCCCUUUGCCGACCCUUUCUCAGAUAAAUGCUGAUAGAAUAACACUUCUUGCAACCCAAUAUUGGUCACCUCAAACUAAAGAUAAUCACUUGCCCUAUGAUGCUGCUAUUGUGGAGUCCAUAUAUCAAGCAGAGAUCCUUGGAUCAAAUUUUUCUGUACGGCGUAUAAUGAUGUUGGAAUUUUCGCAAUACCUCGAAAAUUAUUUGUGGCCACAUUAUGAGACGGGGAAGGCAUCUCACGCUCAUAUGAUGUCAAUAAUCGUAAUGAUUAAUGAGAAGUUCCGUGAGAGGGUCCCAGCAUGGCAGGCAUUACUAAAGAAACCAGAUGACUUUCCUGGCUUCUUUGAGCAAGUUCUUCAUGCUAGUGUAGCGGAAGACCAUUUAAGUAACAAUAUGAGGGAGCAGACAAAUCUCCUACUCUUUUUGAACCAUUGCUUUGGGAGUAUGGAGGUGCAAUUAUGCAGAGAUCAAGUGAAACGAUUGGUGUCUCUUAGCAUGUGGAUUAGUUUGCAAGAAGGUCGACGAAAUCAAGAGUUCAAAAACGUACCAAAAUGGCGGAAGUAUUGGAGGGCCAUACAGAAAAAAGACAAACCUGAACUUUUAGAUAAGUUGAACUGGGAGAGGCGAUACUUGCAGAAACUCAUGAUUAAAUUUAUGAGGACAUUGGAAAGCAUUCCUGAGGAGGGUGAUGUUAACCCAGAUAAAAUAAGAUACUGCGAGCGAUUCCUGGAGCUGAUGAUCGACCUUGAAGCAUUAUUACCAACGCGGCGCUUCUUCAACACCGUCAUGGACGAUUGUCACCUGGUGGUCAGAUGUCAACUAGCAAAACUCGCUGAACGCCCGGAAGGACAGCUUUUCUCACAGUUGUUGCAAAUGUUAAAAUUCUACGCGAGGUUCGAAAUAAGUGACGAGACUGGAGAUCCCAUGACUGAUAAGGACAUGGCAUUGCAGCAUUACUCAAGGAUAACAUCGCUUCAGAAAGCAGCAUUUUCAAAGUUCCCUGAUUUGCGACUUUUUGCCCUUGCCAAUGUGGCAAGUGUGGACACGAGAGAAUCCUUACAAAAGCAUUUUGGAAACUUGAGUGAUCGGGCAUUACGCGCAAUUGCAAAUUAUCUGAAUCUCAUACCACCCGAGGGCAGAGAGUCCGAGGCUGCUUGGCAUCGUUUGGACAAACAAUUCCUUCAGGAGUUAUUGAUUUCCCGACAUGAACGCCGUAUAUCACAAUUGGAAGAGCUGAACUCUAUGCCCCUAUACCCCACGGAGGAAAUAAUAUGGGACGAAAAUGUCGUCCCAACUGAAAUAUACAGUGGCGAAAACUGUCUCGCACUGCCCAAACUGAAUCUACAAUUCCUCACUCUUCAUGAUUAUUUAUUAAGGAAUUUUAACCUGUUCCGCUUGGAGAGUACAUAUGAGAUUCGUCAGGAUAUAGAGGAUGCGGUCUAUCGUUUAGCGCCGUGGCGUGCAGAAGAUGACAGCGUAUACUUCGGCGGUUGGGCGAGGAUGGCCCAUCCGAUACAGAGUUUUGCUGUGGUUGAAGUGGCCAAGCCGAACAUCGGCGAGAAAGCACCUUCCAGGGUCCGGGCGGAUCUCACUGUCACUCUUAGUGUUAGACGAGAAAUCAAGCAAGAGUGGGAAAAUUUAAGGAAACACGAUGUCUGCUUCCUUGUUACUGUUAGACCUACUCAGAGUAUAGGAACGAAAUAUGACUACAAAAAGAGUAUGGUGGAGCAAGCGGGAAUCGUGUACGUCCGCGGCUGUGAAGUUGAAGGUAUGCUGGAUGCAUCAGGACGGGUCAUCGAGGAGGGUCCGGAGCCGAGGCCGGAAUUAGAAGGGGAUUCCAGAACAUUCCGUUUAUUACUGGAUCCUAACCAGUACAGGGUUGACCUCGACCGUGCGAGCAAGGGUCAUGAGGAUGUAUACGAGACAUUUAACAUUGUGAUGCGAAGAAAACCAAAAGAAAACAACUUCAAGGCAGUGCUGGAGACCAUUCGUGAGCUCAUGAACACGGAGUGUGUAGUACCAGAUUGGCUUCAUGACAUCGUCUUGGGAUAUGGCGACCCUGGACAGGCCCACUAUACCAGGAUGCCAAACGAGAUUCCAACUCUGGACUUCAACGAUACCUUCCUGGAUAUGGAGCACCUUAGGAACAGUUUCCCCGGCCACGAGAUCAAGCUGAAAACUGACAAUCCACAGAAACUGGUCAGGCCAUUUAAAGUUACUUUCGACAACGUGUUACGUAAGCAGGAGCUUGGAGAUAAUGCUAUGGAUGAAGAUGAAGAACGGAAGGUCAUAGUUGUGGAACCGCACGUACAGCCCAAGAGAGGGCCUUACCUCUACAAUGAGCCUAAGAAAAACAAUAUACUGUUCACGCCAACACAAGUGGAGGCUAUACGAUCGGGAAUGCAGCCUGGAUUAACGUUGGUCGUCGGACCACCGGGAACAGGUAAAACAGACGUGGCCGUACAAAUAAUAUCUAACCUCUACCACAACUUCCCAUGGCAACGGACGUUGGUAGUAACUCAUAGUAACCAGGCUCUCAACCAGCUCUUCGAGAAGGUGGCAGAACUCGAUGUUGAUGAGAGACAUCUACUGCGUCUUGGUCACGGUGAAGAGGAAUUGCAGACUGAUAAAGAUUUCUCUAGGUACGGUCGUGUAAACUACGUCUUAGCGAAGCGAUUGGAGCUCUUAGAUCAAGUAGCUCGUCUCCAACGGACCCUGGAGGCUGGUAGCGAGGCUGGAGCCACAUGUGAGCUUGCUCAUCAUUUCCACGUGUACCAUGUGCGUCCACGCUGGCAAGCUUUUACGCGGGCUGUUAAACAGACGAAAACCGUGGAAACCAUUAGUAAAGACUUUCCGUUCCACGAAUUCUUCGAUGACGCCCCCAAACCACUGUUUCCGGGAAAAUCUUAUGAAGAGGAUUUGGAAAUGGCUGAGAGUUGCUACAGGUACAUAGACCACAUUUUCGAAGAACUGGAAGAAUUUCGUGCGUUCGAACUGCUUAGGUCUGGUCUCGAUCGUUCCAAAUACUUGUUGGUGAAGGAAGCCAAAAUUAUCGCCAUGACGUGUACGCACGCCGCACUUAAACGAUCCGAGCUGGUUCAGAUUGGUUUCAAAUACGACAACAUCCUAAUGGAAGAAUCUGCUCAAAUCCUUGAGAUUGAGACCUUCAUACCGCUGCUGCUCCAAAACCCUCAGGAUGGUAGAUCGCGUCUCAAGCGCUGGAUCAUGAUCGGUGAUCAUCACCAGCUGCCUCCAGUGGUGAAGAAUAUGGCCUUCCAGAAGUAUUCUAAUAUGGAGCAGAGUCUCUUUACCAGAAUGGUGCGUUUGGGUGUGCCAUAUGUGGAAUUGGAUGCACAGGGACGAGCAAGGCCUACUAUUUGCAACCUGUAUCGUUGGCGAUACCGCGCUCUUGGAGACUUGGGACACGUGUGUCGCCUGCCCGAGUACCGCGCGGCUAACGCUGGUUUGCGGUACGACUUCCAACUGAUCAACGUGGAGGACUUCAAUGGAGCGGGUGAAACUGAACCCAGCCCUUAUUUCUACCAAAACUUGGCAGAAGCAGAGUACGUGGUAGCGGUGUUUAUGUAUAUGAGGAUCAUUGGAUGGCCAGCGGAGAAGAUCUCUAUCCUUACCACUUACAACGGACAGAAGCACCUUAUCCGAGAUGUCAUUGAUAAGAGAUGCGCUGACAAUCCACUUAUUGGCAGACCUCAUAAGGUAACGACGGUGGAUAAAUAUCAAGGUCAACAAAACGAUAUCGCCUUGAUAUCUCUGGUUCGUACUAAAGCCGUGGGUCACGUGCGCGAUUUGAGACGUCUGAUCGUCGCGGCGUCUCGUGCUCGACUGGGACUUUACGUGUUCGCACGCGCUAAUCUCUUUAGGAAUUGCUUCGAAUUGCAACCUACCUUCAAUCAGCUAGUAGAGCGUCCGUUGGAACUCGAGUUGGUCCCGGGCGAGCGAUACCCGGCUCAACGGAGCGCGCACGCAGUCACACCCGACGCGCUCGUUAUGAGCAUACGAGACAUGCCGCAUAUGGCCCGAUACGUAUACGACCUAUAUAUGAGCACUGCUGUACGACCUCAGGCCGAGCGAGAAUACAGUGCGCCGGGAACGCGUCGCGCUGCGCAUACGCAGGAACCCACUCACCAUGUGUCUGCGCAUCCUGGGGGUGACUCUGACGACGAGACUUUCACUCCGUCAGAAAUUGUUAAUGAGAUUGACGAAGCCACUGGAUAGAUUUCCCAUCUUUGUUUUUUAAGUUUAUUUUUUUAAACUGUAAAUAAACUUUUUUGACUCA
Molecule: messenger RNA, 4444 nt
Organism: Pieris napi
Lineage: Eukaryota; Metazoa; Arthropoda; Insecta; Lepidoptera; Pieridae
Product: RNA helicase aquarius
Exons: 27
Coding region: 109-4383 (1424 amino acids)
Biological process (GO): mRNA splicing, via spliceosome
Cellular component (GO): catalytic step 2 spliceosome
Molecular function (GO): helicase activity; mRNA binding
Source: RefSeq, a predicted model, not a curated record